CCGACGGCGGCGCCGCGGGAGGCCGGGCGCAUGCGGCCCCCGGGAAGGCAGUGAUCGCGGGGUGGCAGCGCACCAUGGCGCUGGAGCAGGCGCUGCAGGCCGCCCGGCAGGGGGAACUGGACGUGCUGCGGUCCCUGCACGCCGCCGGCCUGCUGGGGCCCUCGCUGCGCGACCCCCUGGACGCGCUGCCCGUGCAUCACGCCGCGCGCGCCGGCCAGCUGCACUGCCUGCGCUUCCUGGUGGAGGAGGCCGCGCUGCCCGCCGGGGCCCGGGCCCGCAACGGCGCCACCCCGGCCCACGACGCCGCCGCCACCGGCCACCUCGCCUGCCUGCAGUGGCUACUGUCGCAGGUCGGCUGCAGAGUGCAGGACAAAGACAAUUCUGGUGCCACAGUCCUGCAUCUGGCUGCCCGCUUUGGCCACCCUGAGGUGGUGAACUGGCUGCUGCGCCAUGGCAGCGGGGACCCUGCCAUGACCACAGACACCGGUGCCCUGCCCAUCCACUACGCCGCGGCCAAAGGAGACUUCCCCUCCCUGAGGCUCAUUGCGCAACACCACCCUGACGGAGUGAAUGCCCAAACCAAGAACGGUGCCACGCCCCUGUACCUGGCGUGCCAGGAGGGCCACCUGGAGGUGACGCAGUACCUGGUGCAGGAGUGCGGCGCCGACCCGCACCUGUGUGCCUACGACGGCAUGAGCCCGCUGCACGCCGCUGCGCAGAUGGGCCACUGCCCGGUCAUCGUGUGGCUGGUGAGCUGCGCCGACGUGAGCCUGUCAGAGCAGGACAAGGAUGGCGCCACUGCCAUGCACUUCGCAGCCAGCCGCGGCCACGCCAAAGUGCUCAGCUGGCUCCUGCUGCACGGCGGCGAGAUCUCGGCUGACCUGUGGGGCGGGACCCCUCUGCACGACGCUGCGGAGAAUGGGGAGCUCGAGUGCUGCCAGAUACUCGUGGUGAAUGGCGCAGAGCUGGACGUCCGCGACCGUGACGGGUACACAGCCGCAGACCUGUCGGACUACAACGGCCACAGCCACUGCACCCGCUACCUGCGCACCGUGGAGAACAUGAGCGUGGAGCACCGUGUGCUGUCCCGCGAUCCAUCCACAGAGCUGGAGGCAAGGCAGCCUGACUCUGGCAUGUCUUCGCCCAACACCACCAUGUCAGUCCAGCCAACAAACUUCGACCUCAGCUCGCCCACCAGCACACUCUCCAACUAUGACUCCUGCUCGUCCACCCAUUCCAGCAUCAAGGACCGACGCCCUCCCCGAGUGCUUCCGGGUGCAAGGGCUACAGACAUACAGAGCUACAUGGACCUGUUGAACCCGGAGCUGGGCCUGCCUCAGGGCAAGAAACCAUUUCCACCCAUGUUCUCUCAGCCGUCCCCAACCCUGGGCUCUGAGAUGCCCCCACCACCACCAGGCUACCCAGCUCCGAAGCCUCCUUCUGGGGUGCUGGCAGCUGACAUCUACCUGCAGACCAAGAACAAGCUCCGCCACGUGGAGAAGGACACCUUUAAGAAGGAGGUAGUGACCUGCCUCCCAGCUCCGAGCUCCCGCGAUCGCGAUCGCCACAACGGGCUGCGGAGGCAGGACUCCGGCCGCCAGCCCCACGCCCUCAGCAAGCAGCCCAGCACCGGGGACUACUACCGCCAGCUGGGCCGCUGCGCCGGGGAGCCGCCGGACGCGCGCCGGGGCAUGGCGCACAGCGAGGAGGCCGCGCUGCUCCCCGGGAACUACGUGCAGAACGGCUGCGCCGCGGACCCCAAGGCCACCUGGGACCUGCCCCCGCCACCGCCGCCGCCGCCGCCCCUGCCCGAGGCGGGGAGCUCGCCGCCGCCCGCCCCGCCUCUGCCCCUCGAGGGCGCGGGCCCCGGCGGCGGGCAGCGCCGCUCCUCCUCGUCCACAGGCAGCACCAAGUCUUUCAACAUGAUGUCCCCAACGGGUGACAACUCAGAGCUGCUGGCUGAGAUCAAGGCAGGCAAGAGCCUCAAGCCCACCCCGCAGAGCAAGGGGCUGACCACAGUGUUCUCCGGCAGCGGGCAGCCAGCCUCCCAGCCCGACUCACCGCAGCUGCCGGUGUCUCCCACGCCGUCUCGGCCCAGGAGCCCCACCCCGCCGUUUGCGGGGUCCCAACCGGUGCUCAACGGCAGCUUGGUGCCGGCCCCGCCGGCCACUCCUGCGCCGGGUGUGCAACUGGACGUGGAGGCGCUCAUCCCCACCCACGACGAGCAGGGCCGGCCCAUCCCCGAGUGGAAGCGCCAGGUGAUGGUUCGGAAGCUGCAGCUGAAGAUGCAGGAAGAGGAGGAGCAGAGGCGGAAGGAGGAAGAGGAGGAGGCCCGGCUGGCCAGCCUGCCUGCCUGGAGACGAGAUCUCCUGCGGAAGAAGCUGGAAGAGGAGAGGGAGCAGAAGCGAAAAGAGGAGGAGAGACAGAAGCAGGAGAUGCAGCAGAGGGAGAAAGAGCAGUCGGAGAAGCUGCGGACCCUGGGCUACGAUGAAACCAAGCUAGCGCCCUGGCAGCGACAGGUCAUCCUGAAGAAGGGGGAUAUCCCUAAGCAAUAGUGGGGAACGACACCACGGCCUCCUGCCUGUUAGCCUGAGCUCAGAGGGGGCGUCUCCCAGCCCCUGCUUCGGCCUGCACGGUGGGUAUGGACGGGCUGGGCGCCGUGCCGUCCCUCCCCUCUGCGCGGGAACCCUCUCUGACCCCCACACCCCGGCCCCGCACCCCCAGCCCCGCCACCGCUGGAGCGCAGGCGCGCGCUGCAGCCGCCGCCGCCGCCGCCGCCGCCACCGCCACCGCAGUCUGCCCAGAAAAAGUGCCCAAGCUGCUGACGCAAACCGCCGCCGCCUAUUUGCAUGCCGACUCACACGCACGCGCGCACGCACGCACGCACACACACCUGCAUGCUCCUGUCAGCGUGCAGCCCCCUCCCCCGCACCCCGGAAUGGGCGUCGCUGGAGCAUCCUGGGCGGAGGCAAGCCCCGAGCUCGGGAAGGGGUUUUCCUCCCCGACCCACAUCUCGCCUGGCCGGGGUCCAGACGCUUUUCUCACCCCCUCCCCGCCGAGGGUUUCCUCUCAAGUCAUUUGUUUACCAGAAACGUGGAAGCCUGCCCGCCGAGGGGGCGGGACUUCCGCCCCGGGCCCCGCCUUCGCCCCUCCGCCCUCCAGUUACCCCCGCCGGGACCCUCGCUCGCUCCCCCUUCCUCGGCCCUGCUGGGGUGAGUGCAGGACGGGGGUGGGCCGGGCUCCCCCCGUGGCCCCGACUGCUCCCGACCCCCGCCCUGCCGCCCUCCCCCGAUUAAAGCUCUCUGCCGCCUGGGCUCGGCUCUCUCUCA
Messenger RNA from Dipodomys spectabilis (banner-tailed kangaroo rat), 3329 nucleotides. It is a transcript of the gene Espn, whose product is annotated as espin. The coding region runs from base 75 to 2555 and encodes 826 amino acids. The record is from RefSeq and is a predicted model, not a curated record. Gene Ontology annotation, biological process: actin filament bundle assembly. The transcript is spliced from 14 exons. Gene Ontology annotation, molecular function: actin filament binding. Gene Ontology annotation, cellular component: cytoplasm. Lineage: Eukaryota; Metazoa; Chordata; Mammalia; Rodentia; Heteromyidae.